This is a messenger RNA of Ixodes scapularis (black-legged tick), 1576 nucleotides long. Its product is annotated as transforming growth factor beta regulator 1. Bases 211 to 1434 code for a protein of 407 amino acids. Gene Ontology annotation, biological process: regulation of cell cycle. The record is from RefSeq and is a predicted model, not a curated record. Gene Ontology annotation, cellular component: nucleus. The transcript is spliced from 4 exons. Lineage: Eukaryota; Metazoa; Arthropoda; Arachnida; Ixodida; Ixodidae.
AAAUACUCUUGAGCGAUUGUAAUUGUAAUGGUGGUUGGUGCAGCGGACUGAGCGGACUAACAACUGUAUUGCAUAUUAUGUUCAGCCUGACUGAUUCCGAGAAGUCUCUCGCCGUGCUGAUCAAGCACCGAGCGUAGCCAGAGUAGCAGCAUAACCAACAGCAGCCCGCCGCGAGGGCAAGAGCGUCCAAGUGCGAGCGAAACACCAAGCAUGAACGACGAUGUUUCGGACGAUUCUAGCGAUCUGGACGUUGGGGUUCCGCACACAAUCAAAUACUUUCCCCGCAAUGUUCGCCAAAAGGGGCCGAGCAACCUGGCACUCAAGCGAGCUAACCUUAUGUUCACCAUGGAGAACGAACGGUACCGUACGAAGUGUCGAAAACUGGAGCGCUUCAUGAAGGACCUGGUUCUCGAGAGCGCCGCUCUCUGCGACGAAGUUGCUCGAGUUCAGGAGUCAAUCUUCGUCGCUAAGGAAGAACGCAGAUUUCUUCUGAAAAAGUUCUACUACUACCACAAUCAGCGCGAUGCGUCGAGCGAGCCGCAAGUGGCUCGGACGACAGUCCCCCAGAGCGCGGCGGUGGGGCCCAGCAGCACGACGCCGCCGCUUAGCCUCGCUUCGACGCCGAGCUCGAGCGCGGUGCCAGAAGGUGCCGACAGGUCUGCGGCCAAGUCAUCCAAGAAGCUUCUUAAGCGACGGAAUACCAAGGAUAGCAGAGAGGGCGCCGAAGAGGUGUUGGGAACCAAGCCGAUGGCUGUUCCUCGGCCCAAGCGCAAGAAGCCCGCCGCGGACAAGAAGCUGGUGGCUCCCAUCCCGCUAGACGCGUCGGGGCGUCCCAUCUUCCCAAUCACCCUGCCCGGCUGCAAGGUGCACAGCCUGGGCGAGAUUGUGACCGACCGUGCGGGCUUCCACUCGGAGGAGAGCAUCUACCCGGUGGGAUACUGCAGCUCCCGCAUCUACGCCAGCGUGCUCAACGUGCACACGAGCUGCAUCUACACGUGCACCAUCUUCGACGCAGGGACGGGCCCAAAGUUCGAGAUUGUGGCCGAGGACUUGCCCGAGCGGCCCUUUGUGGGCAACAGCCCGGACGAGUGCUACGUGGCUCUGCUGCGUGCCGUGAACCGAGCGUGCGGCGCGGAGGUCAUAGUGCCCGCCGCACGGGGGGCCGACUUCUUCGCCCUGCCACACCCCACCAUCCAGAAUCUCGUGCAGAGCUGUCCCGGAGCACGCAAGUGUCCAAACUAUAGGUGGGUCCGGUUUGAAGUGUCUCGCAGCGCAAGUCUCCAGACAGAGCGCAUUGAUGGCGACCCAUACCUGAGCUACACUGCUUUCCGACAGCUCUGCCUCCACCCGAGAGUGCCAGCUGUCGUGGCGCCCCAAGAAACGGGCAUGCCGCUCAACAUUCAGAUCAAGCAGGAGCCCCUGGACAUCACGUAGGCUGUGCUCGCAAAUCGUUGGAGGUGCUUUCUAUGAUCCGCUGUGCGGUGGUGGCCGCUGAACACUGCGGGGUUUCUUUUGAAUUCCUUUGUUGUGUUCCACUAGAUUUUAAAUAAAGAGAAAGAACUCAGCCAAAGCUUCA